ACGAUUAGUGUGAUGUUAGUAUCCGCUGGCGCAUCAUUUGAUCUAGUCGUGAACUCGAGGCGUUUCUCGUGCCGCUCGGGAGUUAGCCAUCUACAUCAGUAUAAAUUUUACUAGUCUUGCAUCACGAGUCGUUAUGCAAAUAUCCGCAGCUCUGCUAUUCUUUGCCGUUUACUUUCACUCACCGGCAGAAACCAAGCAAAAAUGUUCUCACACCAUAGUAUUCCAAAAAAUCCUUGGUUUACGUCCUAUGCAGACACGCAACUCGACCGACGAAGCAGCCUUAUUUCCGUUAUACGCCGCCAGCAGGUCUACCGAUGAAGUGGUCAAUGCAAAAUGUGCGCGACUUUGCCGCGAAGAUCCAGUAUGCUACGGGUAUCUGUUGGUGUUCAGUCAGAACACAUGUUACGGCUAUACGAGCAACCAGUCUGCUGUGGGACAAACCCGCUACGACCACAUUGACGAAAAUAACCAUCAAUUAGUGCCCGACGUCAAUGCUGCCUUUUUUGUAAAGAGUUGCCUAGACGUAUCACCCAAAUGUGCCACUAGCAAGCUAUUUCCUAUCAUGACGAUUCCCGGUGCCAGCUUAGUGGGACAAAACUUUAUACAGCUUCCAAAGCUGGCAUCCCGAACCGAAUGUAUAAAUGCAUGUCUCCAGGAGCAACGCUUUGCAUGUCGUUCAGCAAGAUUCGUACACUCCUACAGAAACAACCAGCAUCGGUUAUGGACUAAGAUAGAUAAGGUUCAGCUUGGGCAGUGUUUCCUCAGUCAGGCGAAUAAGUUCACCAAUCCGGAAUCGUUCACGUACGGUUGGGAAGACGAAGACUAUAUGGAGAACCAGUGUCAUGAUAUACAGCGAAGUCAUGCGAAUUGCUCUUUCGAACAGAAUCAGAAUAAUGCAUUCAUUUACGCCGAUGAUUCAAUGAUCGUUUCGGGUGAAAGGAGUUGUAGCGAGCGUUGUUUAAAUGAAGACCGUUUCGCUUGUUUAGGAUAUACGUAUUACAACACGUCCAGAAGUGGAAGAUCAUCGACUUGUUUUCUGCACUCGGAUGAUUUAAUUUCACUGGGUCCGAAAGCGGUGCGUGUGGUAUAUGGUUCUAUGUAUGCUAGGAGAGUGCAAUGUUUACUUAUCGACGCUCAAUGCCAGGGCGAUCGGUUAGAGGUUGGUUUUAACCCGAUAUCUGGAUUUCAUGGCAGGAUGUCUUUGAAUACCCCAAACGAGAAUUGUAGUCAAAUAACAACAAACCUCGGAAGAGAAGUGCUGACAAUAGCUACUGGAAAUGAACUAAUUGAAUCACGUUGUGGAAUCAGGAGGGCUUUUAUCAAGGGAGACAUGAAUAAUUUCCUAAUAUUCGCCUAUGUCUACCUGCAGCAAGAUCCAGUUGUUAGAACUCAAUCUGAUCGACUUCUUAAAAUGGGUUGUAUCCACCGUUCAUCCAACACAACUAUUUUAAUGAACAACAUGCCAAUGAAGUCAACGGUGGACUUCAUUCCUCACAGUCAAUCGUUCAGCUUUGGUUCAAUCGAGAUCAAUAAUGGUACUGCCAAAAUCGCGAAACACGUGACAAUCAAAUUAGUUGACGUCGAAACGCAAACGGAAGUUUUUGAAGCAAUUCUCGGGCAACUGAUUGAAAUGAGAAUAGUGUCAAAGAAUUUUGAUUUCGAUUUGAUGCCCUACGAUAUUCAUGCGUUAUCGAAUAGUGAAACUCUACAACUUUUAAAUGAGAAAGGCUGCCCUCUGAACAGAAAACUAUUCACUGGCUUUCGGAAACAGAAAACACGCUUCGGAGUUACUCUACGUACGCGCUUUCACGCAUUCAUGUUUCCUAGCUCAACGGCGUUGAAUUUCAGGCUUAAAGUCAAAUUUUGUUACGAAUCGUGUCCAAAAGUAGUGUGCAUUUAUCAAUAA
Messenger RNA from Topomyia yanbarensis, 1906 nucleotides. RefSeq lists its product as uncharacterized. Bases 134 to 1906 code for a protein of 590 amino acids. The record is from RefSeq and is a predicted model, not a curated record. NCBI's taxonomy places the organism in Eukaryota, Metazoa, Arthropoda, Insecta, Diptera, Culicidae. The transcript is spliced from 4 exons.